AUGUACUUUCUACUUGCCUCUGCUGCACUUGCUACUUCUUGUAGCGCCUUAACCCUUCCCUGGGGUUCACGAGCAACCGUCUCGGGCUUGCUUCCGCCACUCCCUCUCGACCACUUCGAUACCCCCAAAUACGCGCGGCCGCUGUCCCUUGAAGAGGCCUUGUCAGGCGCAAAUGCCUCCGUCACCACCAUUUUGGAUCUCCAAGACGCUAAGAACAAGUUUCCUCCGCUUGUGAUACCCACCAACUUGAAAUUGCCAGGUUCAGCGCAUGAUCUGGCUGAAGCUCUAGAAGGUUUCCAGAAGAGACAGUCUACCUGCUCGAACGUUCGCGUCCGUACCGAAUGGGACAAUUAUUCAAACAGUGAUCGACAAGCGUACAUCGAUUCUAUAAAAUGUAUGAUGAAGAAGCCUCCGUCAGGACAAUUCAGUGUAUCCAGAAACCGCUACGAUGAUCUCGUUGGGCUUCACCAGACGCUCACUCCAAACGUUCAUGGUAAUGCCAAGUUCCUCCUAUGGCACAGAUACUUUGUGUGGACAUUUGAACAGCUUCUCCGGGACGAGUGCGGCUUUGAUCGCGAACUACCAUGGUUUGAUGAGACUCGCUAUGCGGGUCGGUUCGCGGACUCAUCAAUCUUCAGCCCUCAGUGGUAUGGAAGCAUCAAAGUCGGUGGACAGUGUGUCACGGAUGGCCAAUUUGCCAAUCUUGCCAUCAACUAUGGACCAGGCACCGGCAACACGCCGCAUUGCUUAGCGCGAAACAACGAUGAUUCCCAGACGGCAAACACCGGCAAUGCUAUCGUCGACGCGUGCAACAGCCGCAGUACUUAUGCUGAUAUGGCUUCGUGCGCUGAAGGUGGUGCUCAUGCAUGGGGCCACAACGGUAUUGGAGCUGUCAUGAAGGAUGUGUAUGCAUCUCCCGCCGACCCGGUCUUCUUUUUGGUAUGUAAACGCUACGACUGCCGAGAUUCCGCUAAUCAGACAAUAGCACCAUGGUUUCAUCGAUCGCAACUUCCGCAUCUGGCAGAACAAUGGAGGCAAUCAGCGUAUGACUACUGUCGGGGGCACUGACGCCGCUGGACGUGCCCUUACUCUUGAUACCAAGAUCAAUGUGUAUGACUUCCGCCCUGAUGUGCGCAUCGGAGACAUCCUCGACACGACAGGGCCGGCACUGUGCUACAAGUACAACUACUAG
Molecule: messenger RNA, 1192 nt
Organism: Ascochyta rabiei
Lineage: Eukaryota; Fungi; Ascomycota; Dothideomycetes; Pleosporales; Didymellaceae
Product: Tyrosinase
Exons: 2
Coding region: 1-1068 (355 amino acids)
Molecular function (GO): oxidoreductase activity
Source: RefSeq, a predicted model, not a curated record